Hansenula ciferrii is the source of this 2316-nucleotide messenger RNA. RefSeq names its product Mdm20p (gene MDM20). The transcript has a single exon. Gene Ontology annotation, molecular function: protein-N-terminal amino-acid acetyltransferase activity; protein binding. Gene Ontology annotation, biological process: N-terminal peptidyl-methionine acetylation. The coding region runs from base 1 to 2316 and encodes 771 amino acids. The record is from RefSeq and is a predicted model, not a curated record. Lineage: Eukaryota; Fungi; Ascomycota; Saccharomycetes; Phaffomycetales; Wickerhamomycetaceae. Gene Ontology annotation, cellular component: cytoplasm; NatB complex.
AUGUCCUCGAAGGAGAAUGAAAUAUUCAACGCCAUUGAGAAUGGAACAUAUAAACAUGCUCAACAAUUAUGUGCCAAAGUUUUGAAAAAAAAUCCAAAUGAUUCAUUUUAUAAAGUUUUGAAUAAUUAUAUCUUAGCUCAAUCUGGUAAAACCACGGAGGCAAUUGAAUUAUCUAAACCUUUUUUAGAGGAUCCACCAUCAGACCUAAGAUCAUUGGAAUUAUUAGUUGAAUUGUUUAAUGAAUUAGGAUUAUAUGAUGAAUCAUUACAAGUUUUUGAAAAUGCAGCUAAGAAGCAUAAAACUUUUGAUAUUAUGAAAACAUGGUUCCAUUUUGGUAUUGAACAAUCAAAUGUUAGAAUUAUUCAAAAAGCAUCAAUGGGGAUGAAGAAUCUAAGUAGAUUAUUUAAACUUUGGGCUGCAUUUUCUUGUUAUUUAGUUGCAAAUUUAUCAGAUGCAACCAUGAUGGAAAAGACAUUAUUCCCCAAAUUAGGUUUAAAAACAAUUGAACAAUGUGAACCUUUGAAAAAUGAACAAGAAAUUUAUAUUAAAGUUAAAUUAUUACAACAAACUGGUGGAUUACAACAAAUUCCUGAUGAAAUUUUAAAAUUUUCCAAGGGGAAUAAAUUAGAUUUAGAAUUACAAAUUAUCUUACUUGAUACUUUUAAUAAAUUAGAGGAUUGGGAAAAUUUAUAUAAAUGGAGUCAUAUCGUGCUUAUUGAUUAUAAAUUGGAUGAUUUUAAUACAUGGAAAUAUUUAAUAAAAUCAUUAAUUAAAUUAUCCAAAGAUAUAACUAAAAUAAUUGAUGAUUAUCAAACAAGAAAUUCUAAAUUAGCUAAAUUGGAGUUGAAUGUCCAAUUAAAUCAAGAUUUACAUGAUUCUGUUGUGGAAUAUUUGAAAUUUUUAGGUCAUAAAGCUUGUGCAUUCCCUGAUAUUAAAUCAUAUUUUCAUAAAAUCGAUUCUGAAAAAUUAUUAUCAUGGUUAGAAACCCAACCACAUUCAAUUAAUGAUGAUAAGGGACUUAUUUGGAAUGUUAAUGUUAUGAAAUUCAAAGCUCUUGCAAACCCUGAGCUAUUCAAAUCUGAAAAAUUCAUUAAUGAGAAUAUCAAAUUAUGGAAUUCUUCAAAACAUUUAUUGUCCUCAAAAUCUAAAACUGAUUAUUUUAAUGGUGAUGAAUUCAUAUUAUUUAUUAUUCAAUCCUUAUUAUCAAUUGAAUUUUCCACUAAAAACAUUAUUUUGUCAAUCAUCAUUUUGGAAAAUACAAUCAUAAAAGAUGAACAUGAAUUCCAUUUAAGACUUUGGUUAAUCCAAUUAUAUUCAUUAAUCAAUUGUUAUACGCAAGCAAGAUAUCAUUAUAACACCCUAAAGAUCAAAAAUGUUCAACAUGAUAUCCUAGAUCAAUUUAUUAUAUCAAGAUUAUCAACACAAUUCCCAAAUAAUGAAGAUUUGAAAAUUUCUUAUCAAAUUUAUAAAUCAAAUGAAGUUGAAACUGUUCAUUUUAAUAAGAUUGGGUUUAAUCAAGGUUCUUUUAAUAAAUUAGAAAAAAUGAUUGAAUUUCAAAAAAGGUUAGAUACUUCAAUUUUGAAAAAUCAUGAAAUUUUACAAGGUUUAAAAAUUGGUAGGGUUUUAAAUGAUAAAGAAAUUAUAAAUACUUAUAAGAAAUUAAAGAUUAAUGAUGAGGUUAGUGAUAAUAGAGAUUUCCAUAUCUUAUGGAAUGUUGGUAUUGAUGAAGAAUUAAGUUUCAAAGAUGAAUUAUUACAAAACAUUCCAGGUGAAAGUUAUAUUAAAGUUCAUAAAAUUUUCGAAGAUAUUAUUAAUGAUAAAGAUAUUACUAUUUCUGAUGGUUUAGAUACAUCAGAUCUUUCCACUAUGGAAUUUUGGUCAUUUGAAUUAUUAACAAAUUUAUAUAAUUUCAUAAAGACCAAGGAUACUGACUUAUUAACCGAAAUUAAAGAAUCAUAUAAUGAAGUACCAGACUUACCAAAAGAUUUAAGUUGGGAGAUUAAUAAUGGGAUCAUAACAAUUUUGGAAACAACAAAAUCUAUUCAAUCAAUACUUUCAAAUUCAAAUCAAAAGAUUAAUAAAAAAGAUUUAUCAGAUUUGAAAGAAUUAAAUGUUUCAUUAUUACAAAAAACCAGGGAUGAUACUAUAUUAAACAAGAGACAAGACAUCAAGAAUUUGAUCAUUUCUUUAAAAUCAAAACUUAAUGAUGAUGAAAUCUUAUCAAGUUUGAAAAUCAAUAAUGGUUCAAAGGAUAAGAUUUUAGAAAUUAUUGAAAAUUCAAAUAAUGAAGCUUUUAAGAUUUUAAGAUUGUUAUGA